CCCCAACAAUGCGUCGCCCAUUGCCCUCCUGUCGUGUUUUGUUUUCAGGCUGGGGCCAUCUCGGUCCACCAUCAAAUCCCAAUUCGGUCAAUGCCCCCCCGCAUUCCUCACCUGCAUCCCAUCCAAUACUCUACAACAUCGCAUGUUUCCCCAGCCGCUUCCUCCUCAGAUGCCUCGCCCAUCGCAUGGCGAGACAUCGGCAGCAUGGCCCGGAAUGGGAAAACCGGACCUAGGGAUACCCCAUUCUCGCUUUGGAAGCUUCCCCCCCCAAAUUCCGACUUCCCUCCGCAAGAUUGAUCGGAUCAUCAUUCCUUUUCCUCCUUCGCUCAUGGGAAUCCUCACCUCAAAUCUUCGGGGUUCUCCUUCACUCCUCCAAAUUCUCAAUGUCCUAAACAGACCCAUUUAAAUUCCUUCAUUCUCUAUUCCGGGCUAAAAUGGACUCAUCGCAGCUCUCUAGGCGCACCGCCGCGCUCCAGGAGCUGCUAGAGAGCCAUGGCACAGAGGCCACCAAACUAUUCAUCACCCAUCUGGAUUCAGCCAAGGGCGACCUGGACAAUGCUCUCGCUUCUUGGGAUGCAGAUCCCGCAAACAGCCUCUCUGCCGACCAGAAGAGGGACCUGCUUGGGGAGAUCAGGAUCACCUCGCAUUUGGCUGCUAUAUCCGACGACGAUGUCGACUUUGUGCGCGCGGCGAAGGAAAGGCAUCCGAAUAUCAAGACCCUGCGCGAAUUUGCAAUCAACUCUUCACUGGACGACCUUGCAUCCAUGGCUCCGUCUCCGGCACCCGCCCCGGCCCCGGCCUUGGCCACGGUGAGGAGGUCGGUAGCCCCUUCUGCUGCCACCGCAUCGAAAGGGUCCUUGAAUAAGGCAGUGGACAUCCGCCGGAAACUAUUUCUCGCCGAACCCACGGGUGUCGUGAUGCGGAUGGUUAAAGACAGCGAGAUCCGGCUUGAUAGCAAUGCUCAAGACCACGUAUUCAACGUGCUCAACGAGGAUCCAGAGUUUGACAUGCAGAAGUCAUCCGUGACCAAGUUGCUUUCAAGGUCAAAUAUCCUGACGACUCUUCCAGCUGAGGAUGGCACCCAGAGCGCGGUGCAGUCCAAUCUUAAAACCCUACAAAGAGUGCAAGCAUUAGCACCCAUUCCGGAAGCAAUCAAUCCCCUCAUCAAGUCGAACUUGACAUCGGCACUGCACAUCUCUAACAUGUCAGAGGUCGCAUUUGUGGAACAGAUGUCGAGCGAGAUGGGCGACACGAACGCCGCCAUUAGUAUCCACCAACACGCCACGCAAUGCCGGAUCAGAAAUGAAAAUUUCCUUCUCUCCGCGCUGCAAGCGGUCCGUGGGAGUGGGCUUCGAGUGAUUGACGGCGGUAACAGUGAGCAAAAUGUCGAACUCAGAAAACAAUCCUUUACCGAGGUUGCCGACAAGUAUGUGACCCAAGUCGAUUUGGAGCGACUGUUUGGGAACCUUGACUUUUGCGAAUGCCCGGAGUGCGGUUCGGUUUAUGGACCGGCGGCAUACUUUGUGGAGUUAAUGGAAUUCUUGCGCAACAACAAUUUGAGUUCCCGCCAUUCCAAGACCGGUGAUAGAGACAUCAACGGUACCCAGCUCCAGGCUCUCCUCAAGCGACGGCCUGACCUGGCUUGUCUCCAACUCACGUGUGAGAAUACGAAUACGUACAUUCCAUAUAUCGACCUCGCUUUGGAGGUAAUGGAAUCGUACGUUGUGCAUGCUCCCAUGAUCAAGGCUUAUAAUGUCAACGGGGAGACCACCAACGAACUGCUCUGCUCUCCUCAGCACACCCAAGGCGCAGCGUACGAAAUCCUGAGAAAGGCAGGCUACCCCUUAGGGCUUCCGUAUCAUUUUCCCAUCGACACCAUGAGGGUGUUUUUGCAAUUUUUGAAAACAAACCGAGCAGACAUCAUUCAGGUCUUCCAGGGAAGUGGCGUUUUGGACCCCUCCGUUGCCCCGGCAAACCCUGCGUCAAGCGUGGUGUUGAGAUCAUUCGAUGCCGAGUUCAACCUAUUGACCCAAGAGGAGUAUGUCAUUCUCACGAAGGAAGGGUUUUGGGCACCCACAACCACCGCAGCUCAGUGCCAUCAGUCCAGCUACACCACUCGAAUCGGGCUCAAAAAGCCAUGGGGCUAUUUUGGGUAUGAUUCGAGGGGUGAGAUGCUGGAUGACAACUCCGCCACAAAAACAGGCAUAUCAUGGGUGAAAGCUCAAUUCCUGAAGCGCGCCGGAAUUCAGUACGGCGAUCUGGUGGAGCUGGUAAAGACACGUUACGUCAAUCCGAACAUGCCCAAAGGCAAAGAUUUGACGACGAUGGAACGCAUCAGAUUCAGCUACCGCUUUCUUCGGUACCUUGUUCAGCAUCAAUACACGGACAAACGAAGGAGGUAUGCCAAAUUAAUCAAUUUCCUCCAGGUUGCCGAUGUGUUCGUGCCCUUGUGGGAGAAGAUCCAAAAGCUGCGGCAGAUCGACCUAUGUGCAGACCAAAACGACCAAUCCAAUUCUGACUGCUCGUGUGGUGGCACCAAGUCGUCGGGCUGCCAUUGCUGCCCUUGUAAUGGAGGUGAAUGGGCGGAAUGGGUAUAUUCCUGGUUCGAGAAGAUCGGAAGUAUUGUUGUCCUUGAGUCCGGUAAUGGCCCGCGAAUUCCUCUGGAAGGACAGAUGUGGGCCGAGUCUCAUCUCUGCUACCUCUCCGUGAAGGCCGUCGGCGACAGGGUGGUCAAUGGAACAAGCUCAAAGAAGCCAGACACGCUCUCUAACGAUCCCAUAUUCAUUGGAACACUCCAAUCCGAUGGGGCCGUGAUCGAUCGCCGCUCCAGAAAUGCGGUCGCGUUUGUGUCGGCGUCAGGGACGGUCAUCAAUCUUUGUGGCAAGAACAUCCAAGAUUGCUAUCGGAAUCGCGACAUCUACGUUUAUAAAAGCGAUGCCGAUGUGAAUCACCCCGAGUUGGCUAUUGGUGAGAUACGAGGCGAAGGCAAUACUCUUUCCUGGAGGCCGGGGCAAUGCUCUCGCUGGCAGGAUGUUGAAUGGAGCAACGUUAGGGACGCUUGUGACAUCAGCACCACGCGCCUGUUGCAUCUUGACGGGAGUCAGCUUAGCCCGGAUGAGUAUUUCAAUAUGGUCCGCUUCCUUCGACUUUGGCGCAAAUUGGGCUGGACGAUUCCAGAGGUUGACUCAGCAAUACAAGGACUUGGUAAAACGCCUUCCGUCGCCGAAGACAGUUCCGCGGGUGAGUGUGAUGCGUCUGUAGAUCCGUACGAGGAUGACUCAACCGAUACGGACACCGAAGAGUCGAAGUCAGACAUCAAUCCUCCCCUAGUCCACCAAAUCGUCGCAGUGAGGAACAUCAUCGAUAUGACAGGACUUUCCCUCGAAGUGGUCUUGACUUUCUGGGAUGUCAUACCCACCCAUGGAGACACCUCUUUGUACAACUCCACAUUUCUCACCCACGACAUCGUUCGUAUGGACCCGGUGUUCCAGGCAGACGAGCAUGGGAAUUACCUUACUGCCACGCAGAAGAUUUCAGACCACAUGCCGGUGCUUCAGACUACCCUGAAGCUCAAAGCUGCCGACAUCGAGCUGAUUCGACAACUGAGAAACAUCCCAGACUCUCUUACGAUCGACACCUUGUCCGAGCUAUUUCGUAUCUCGACCCUGAUCAGUUACCUUUCGGUACGACCCGAUACGUUACCCGAUAUCAUUCAAGUCCUUGGUGAACCCUUCACGAACGCGGACACAACUCUCUCAUUUCUUCAGACCUGGCAGGAUAUCAUCAACAGCAACUUCUCUUUUGAGCAGCUGAACUAUCUCAUUCGCGGGGUGGACAAUAUUUCCCGCCCGCUUGCGCCAACGCCCCAAGUGAUUCUCAAACUGGGAAAGAGUCUUCUCGAUGGCUUGGAGGCAAUAAUGAAACAAAAUGCCGAUAUCACAAGCGCUGAGGUCAACAACAACACCGUUUCUCUCACGGAGCUUCUGCCCUCCAAACUGGCUCUGAUAUUUGCACCCGCCCUCGCGACCAAGAUAAGCGAUUUAAUCAACGGCCGCAUGGUUUUUACCACCAACGCCCCCUCCGGAUUGGCUAUCAUGAUCCCUCCUGCUAUGGACACCCUGGUCGCUAAGGUCAAAUAUAACGAUCUGAAAACUGCCAAGCCCCCCACCGCACAACUCACCGUCACCGGAAUACUUACGGACGACGAGACAACGGACCUGAAAGGCUUGUCUGCAAAUGCAUUGUGGAUUGCGGCAGUGGACCGAAUCAAGAAACAGGGCGUGACCUUUUUCAAUCAAUAUCUCCGGUCUAUCAUUCCCCCAAGAGGCCAGGGCACUCUUCUUGCCGGGGACACCGCAGAAACGCCAAUUACCAAAGCAUUGUUUUUCUUGCGGUAUUUCCUGCCGUAUCUGCGCGCCCGACUCUCGACCCUAAUGGUCCAGCAGACAAUGUUUGAUGCAUUAGGUACAGACAUCACGACGAUUUCCUACCUUCUCAAUAUCGUGAAAUCGACCUCUGGGGAUUCCGCCAUGAAUGUUCUGCUCACAUUGAGGGAAAAUGCCCAAGGCGACGAAAGCGGGGUGUGGUCCGGGUACCUUAUUCCAUCCACGACGGACAAGUUUCAAUUCUGGGUGACGAGCGAUGCCAAACCAGCUGGCUUCACAUUGGACGGCAUUCCGUACGGAUUCCCGAAUCAGUCUGAAGAUCCAACAAAUAUCUGGUCAUCAGCGCCAAUCAGUCUGGUUGAUGGGAGAUUAUACGCUCUUCAACUCUCUGGUACCGCCCCAGAAACACUGUCCUGGAGCACCUCCACGUCUCCCCCGACCUUAAUUCCAUCCGGGGCCUUGUUGCCCGCUGUGGCGUCAUCCUCUGUUUCAGAGGUGCUCGUUGAGCUAACCAAGAUAUCUGUCCUUGCUCAAGGGUUUGGUUUGUCUCUCGAUGAAAUCAUUUACCUACAUGAGCACGGCACGGACUUCAGUUCGGGCGCCGACCAAGGCGCUCUGAAUCUCGGCAACAUCACCAUGGGUGCGUGGAAACGGCUCUUGUCUUACACCAAUCUACGAAACUCCCUUCCGAAGCAGCAAACACGGCUUAUUGACUUGUUCGCAUGGUCAAGGCUGCCGGGCUCCUCGGAUGUGGUUUCAGAAAUUGUGAAAGUGACGCGAUGGGACGCCGAACUAUGCUCCACCAUCCUCAAGGGCUAUGAUUCCUUGACUCCGGAGCAUUUCCACAACGAGCUCCUUCUUGUCAGCGUCAAGAAGGCUCUGGAUAUUUUGACGAAGACUCAGAUUGCGGCACCCCUGCUGUUCGAAUGGGCUAAACCGUUGAAUCUAUCGGAUUCUUCGUAUACGAAGUUUGCAACUCAAGCGGAUACACUGAAGAAGGCGCUGCGAUCCCGUUACAACGCCAGUGAGUGGGAACAGGCUGCAAAGCCGCUCUUCGACACACUCCGGCGGAAUCAGCGUGACGCCCUGGUAUCCUAUCUCAUCGUCGAGCCCUCUUUAGUAGAGACGGGCUUGGUCAAAGAUCCCGAUGGAUUAUUUGAAUACUUUUUGAUCGAUUGCCAGAUGAGUUCAUGUCUACAAACAAGCCGCAUCAAGCAGGCAAUUUCCACGAUUCAACUGUACGUUCAGCGAUGCCUUUUGGGUCUCGAGGCGGAGGUUGCCCAACAACCUGAGGACCUGAUUGAUCGGAAACGAUGGAACUGGAUGAAGCGAUAUCGCGUUUGGGAGGCAAAUCGACAGGUCUACCUGUAUCCUGAAAACUGGAUCGUGCCCAGCCUGCGGGACGACAAAUCUCCAUUCUUCCUGGAUCUGGAGUCAGCGUUGCAACAAAAAGACAUCAGUCUUUCCAAUGCGGUGGCCAGUCUCAAAACUUACGUUCAUAACGUCGCUGCGGUUGCCAACCUAAAGGUUUUUGGUUUGUUCAUCAGAAAGGGCGGCCGGGGCGAAUCGGCGCUUGGUGCCCACGUAGUGGCAUGCCGUCAGAAUGCUCCCUACGACUGGUAUACCAGAGACUAUUCCCCGGAUGGCAGAUGGUCCCCGUGGGUCAGAAUGCAGGUCGAUAUUCCCCAUUAUGACGUUGACGACGGUUUUGGAAAUCCCGUAGGCACAGGUUCAUACGUCGCGCCGUAUCUAUGGCAGGGAAGGCCCAUCCUUUUCUUCAUGCAAAUGACGUUGAAGCAUAUCACCAUCGACAAUGCGUCGCCAAUUAGUGACCGCAUGUCCAAGGACGUGAAGGGUCAAAACCAGUCCGUCCCAAUGUGGCAAAUCAAUCUCGGAGUUACAAGGUUCGACAAUGGCAAAUGGAAACCCAAGGAGCUGUCACAAAAGUGUAUUCUCCACUCUGUUGAGCCCUUCGACAUACAGGAUCUGGACGAGACUGUGACAAUCUGGGCAACACCAAACCAAGCAAGAUACCAGAUGAUUCCUCGCUUCUUCGCCGGCAGUGACGGCAGUCCAGAUUAUAUCCAGAUCGAUAUCGCCUUCAAUGCAACGCAGAAUAUCGUUUACAAUCACCAUGUCAAACAGGAUGACGGGUCGGUUAAAAUCGAGAGCAAAGAGGACGCUAAAGAGAUUCAUGAUGUUGUAGGAUCCUUCCUCUUUAUCGACGGCGGUAUUGCUCAAACCCUGAUGUCGGGGAACCCGCCUCUCGAUUUCCACCAAAAAACCUCAUUCCAGUACAUCGAGACAUCGGAUACGCUCUAUUCCUACCAAAUCGACGACGGUGUCUUGACGGCUCCCCAGUAUUAUCGUACCGGACCGUCCUUCCAGUGUCCCCAGAACAUCACCUCCAACAGUAGAUCCACGUUCACCGCGAGUUACUCCCCGGAGAAAAAGGUGACCUUCAAUCAUACCUUUGUGGAUCAGUUCUUGAAACAGAUCAACACCUCAGACGAUAUCGGCGUCAUAUAUGAAGACUUUUUGUCUCUAUCGCGAACUGCCGAAAUCGCUGGAGAUAACCCGUACGGCACUUUCACCGAGGAAGAUGGAUCCACCUCUUAUCACGAGUUGUUGAGUCCGUAUGGAAUCUACAACUGGGAGAUCGGCCUCCAUGGUCCCAUGACUCUUAUUGACGCGUUGCUCAAUGCACAGCAAUUUGACGAUGCGCUAAAGGUCUGCCAUAUCAUCUUCGAUCCAAGCAUUGAGGGCGCCGCAAACAGCAGCACCGGAAACAACAAAUAUUUCUGGAAGUUUCUCCCUUUCAAAGCGUUGGCAAACACCGACGCCAAAGAGUCCUUGGAGCAGAUGUUCCUUGAUCUGCAACCCGGCAGAGCUAACCAAGCCAUCUCCGAAUGGAGAGACAACUCCUUUGCCCCUCACGUCGUGGCACGUAUGCGCCCGGUGGCCUACAUGAAAUGGAUCGCGAUGAAGUACAUUGAAAUUCUGAUCACUUACGGCGACUACUACUUCCGACAAAACAGCCUGGAAACGAUACCAGAGGCGAUUCAGUGCUACAUCCUUGCGUCGCACGUAUAUGGUAACAAGCCUCAGAAAAUACCCCGUCGUGGCAAGGUCAGGGCGGAGACCUACAGCUCACUGCUCAACCGAUGGGAUGCUUUUGGCAAUGCCGUUGUACAGAUGGAAGUGGAAUUUCCCUUCUCCAACCAAACGUCCCAAGUACUUGGAUCAAGCGAUCGCAUCACAGGAUUUGCGAACAUCUUUGGAUUUGCAUCCUCCUUGUACUUUGGCAUUCCAAACAAUCCAAAACUGGCACAGUUGCGAGACACGAUCGACGACAGGCUAUUCAAGAUCCGCAAUUGCAUGGACAUCAAUGGCGUUGUUCGAAAGCUUCCAUUAUUCGACCCGCCAAUUGACCCUGCUUUGCUGGUUGCGGCCACCGCCCAGGGGUUGAGCAUCGACACAGUGCUGAAUGACCUGAGCGGAUCCAUUCCAAACUACCGAUUCAUGACCUUGCUGGCCAAAGCACUCGAAAUCUGCUCGGAGCUCAAGUCGCUCGGCGCGGCCUUGUUGGCAGCGAAAGAGAAGAAAGACAACGAGCAUCUCUCUCUGUUGAGGUCUACUCACGAAAUGGUCAUGAACACGUUUCAGCUGGACCUGAAGAACCGCGCUCUUGAAGAGGCAAAUGCUGUGCUCGAACAGUUGUUGCAAAACAGGGAAGCACCAAAGUCUCGCCUGCAGUACUACAAAGGCCUCGUUGGGGUGACAGAUCCGGCACCGGGGGAGACGGAUGACUUCACAGAACUUCCGAAUCCUUCUCUUCAGGCCCCCAUCGCAAACGGACAAAUGAUGCUUAUCGCCGAAGAAAAUGAAGAACUUGAAAAGUCCAGCGCGGCGCGCGAUUGGAAUAUUGCCAUUGGCGCCGUGGAGACGCUUGCUGGAUUGCUGCACAUGUUGCCCGAGUUCGAUGCAGACAUCAAACCCUUUGGUUGCGGUACUGGCCUCAAAUGGGGCGGCAAUUUUUUGGGUAGCUCAACGGGUGCAAUUGCGCGUGGAAUGCAGAUUUAUACCCAGACUCUGUCGGCCGAUGCCUCAAAUGCCAGUCGAAAAGCAUCGUACUUGCGUGCUCUACAGGACCGUAUUGUUCAAGCAAACUCGAAUGGACACGAACUCAAGAACGUUGACAAGCAAAUCGCUACUCAGCGCCUUCGGGUAGCCACCACAACGCAAGAAAUCAAGAACGCUCAGACGGUGGUGGACCAGGCCAACGAGGUGAACGAGUUUUUGCGUUCAAAAUACACCAACGAGGAAUUGUACAUCUGGAUGGAGAGUCGUACUCGUUCUCUCUAUAACGACACAUACAACUUGGCUUACGAUCUCGCGAAGCGCGCUGAAAAAUGCUUCCAAUUCGAACGUCCUCAGAUGGCCACAUCGUCCUAUAUUGAGUUUGGAUAUUUCACCUCUGCGCGCGACGGUCUUCUUGCCGGAGAAUCUCUCUACCUUGGACUGAAACGGCUCGAGGCCGCGUGUCAAGAGAACCUUGGGCACGACUUUGAAGUGACCAAGCACAUCUCGGUUCGGCAAUGGGCCCCAAUGGCGUUGAUCGAGUUCCGCGAGAAAGGGACUUUCAUGCUUGAGCUGCCUGAAAUUCUCUUCGACAUGGACUGUCCGGGGCACUACAUGCGCCGCAUCGUGUCAGUCAACGUCUCCAUCCCUUGCGUUGCAGGGCCCUACGCAGGAAUCAACUGCACGCUGCGACUCCUCAACCACUCGAUGCGGACCACGCCACGCGCAAAUAGCAAAUCCGACUACCAUCGCGCCCAGGAGGGCGAGGACGAUGACCGUUUUAUCACCACCAACCUCCCCAUCUCCGCUGUCGUCUUGUCCGGCGCGCAAGCCGACUCCGGCCGUUUCGACCAACUGCCCGAACGGUACAAUCCGUUCGAGGGCGCCGGCGCAAUCAGCACCUGGUCCUUCACGCUCCCGUCGGCCAUACACUCCUUCGACUACUCCUCCAUCACCGACGUCGUCCUCACGCUGCGCUACACGGCGCUCGACGGGGGCGACAAGCUGCGCAAAGUGGCGUCCGACGUCGUCGCCGACUACAUGAAAGUGAUGCUCGGCGCCGGCGCGCCGGAAGGAAAAGGCCUGUUCACGUACUUCGACCUGCGCACCGACUUUGCUUCGGAGUGGUAUCGCGCCGGACUGGGUAGCGGUGCCGGACCCGCUUCCUCCUCUGAUGAUGAAAAUACCGACACCGCGGUCAUGAACCUCGAUAAUUUAUCCUCGCGCCUCCCACUGUACACGACGAAGCACCGCCCGGAAAAAAUUAUCGCGACGCGCAUCGCGAUCCUCGCGAAGGGCGAUAACUUCAAUUCCUCAGACGUGGAGAUCGUGCAGAAGGGCGCGAAGGCGGGCAGUCAGACGGAGAAGAGCGUCGCGUUUAAGCCGGGCAGGGAUAUCGAGCCGUUGAUUGGUGUCGUGAGUGCAGAGGAUGGAUUGCAGUUGCCCAUGACGAGUUGGCAGCUUAAGGUGAAGAGGGCUAGCGCGGAUGUGGAGGGCGCGUGGAUGGUUGUGAGGUAUAGUUUGGUGUGAUGAGUUGGUUUCUGGAUUUUUGGUUUUUUUUCUGGUGUUGCAGGCGGAUUAUGGUUGCGUACAGGUGUUAUGGGUCCAGUCUGGGUUAUGUGGUGUCGAUCUCGCUUUUUCAUGGCGCUGUUGGUUGUUUGCGUCGUUGGGGAUUUUGGUAUUUGGGAAAUUUCUAAUCUAUUGUGUGUGUUGAAUGGGCUCUUUCAGCUAGCUGCUUAUGGUAUGAGCACUUAAGUAGCAAGAGUAAGAGUAGUGUACGGUGUGCACAGCGUACGAAGUAUGUAGGGUGGGGGCAACAUGUUUCUGGUUAUUGCUCUCUCUUUUUCCUCCGUACAGAGGAAAAAGGGGAAUAUCUAACGUCCCUCCCUGCGUGCCGAGACACCCUGUGUGCCGAGACAAAUGAGGGGUACUUUGACUUUAAGCAACAGCAC
Molecule: messenger RNA, 10417 nt
Organism: Lindgomyces ingoldianus
Lineage: Eukaryota; Fungi; Ascomycota; Dothideomycetes; Pleosporales; Lindgomycetaceae
Exons: 1
Coding region: 435-9995 (3186 amino acids)
Source: RefSeq, a predicted model, not a curated record